Messenger RNA from Osmia bicornis bicornis, 630 nucleotides. RefSeq names its product hydroxysteroid dehydrogenase-like protein 2. The transcript has 5 exons. The record is from RefSeq and is a predicted model, not a curated record. Bases 1 to 630 code for a protein of 209 amino acids. Lineage: Eukaryota; Metazoa; Arthropoda; Insecta; Hymenoptera; Megachilidae.
AUGGGCAAAAACGGCAAUAAUGAGGAUGACAAAAAGGAACAGCCAGAGCCGCUAUUACAGCUGCAACAGCAAGUGCAGCACCUGCGGUUGCAACCGCAACAGCAACCGCAGUCUGAACAGCAACCGCAGGCUGAACAGCUGUUGCAGCUGCAGCAGCUGAUAGAGCAGCAAUCGCUGCAAAUGCAGCGAAACAUGGCGGAAAUCACAGCCCUGCGGCAGCAAGUGCGAGACAUGAAGGGGCAACAUGCUGGGCUUAUGCCGCAGCACCAGCCGCCGCAACCGCACGUGCUGCCGCAGCCUCAGGCUACGCAGCCGCAGCCGUAUGAAUAUCAGCCGCACCAGUCACAAUUAGCCGGGCUCUACGCGCCGGAACAGCCCAGCUUCAAUACAACAAAAUCCGAAGACAAAUGGAAAAAAGUGGAUGUGGUAAGUGAAAUAAGUGAACUUUUGAAUUUUCAUCCCAUUGCUAUAGGGGAUGUUGUAAACAGCACACCAUUACAAGAUUUUUCUGAGAGCAAUGAUAAUAGUUCAGACAUGGUGGCAGAAGAACCCAUUAUGAUGCCUAUGAUUAUUAUUAUGACCAACGUGAACGAUAUUCAGAUCACAGCGCCAGCCGUGAACGGCGUUUAA